AUGGCUUUCCAGCCAACUCCACAAGAUGUCUCCGUCAUCAUCACCUCGACCGCCGCGGCGCGCUCCGCAGACUCAGAGCCUAGAUUCUUGACCGAGCGCCGUAUCACGCCUACCUGGACGAUCGAGCAGGUCAAGAGUAAACUCGAGACUAUGACCGGUGUUCCGCCGGGUAGUCAGCGUCUGCGUGUUAAGGUUCCUGGUCGACCGGAUCAGUGGGCUGAUAAUGAUGCCCAGCUUAUUGGGGAUUAUGGGAUUGUUAAGGGGUCUGAGAUUGAGGUCCACGACUCCCGCCCACCAGCCAUGCGUCCAAACUUCACCGACCUCUCCUCAGUCGACAAGUACGAAAUGAACCCAGAAACCUACGAAACCCUCUCCGACUCCGUCCUAGCCUGGAAAAGAAACCAGAAACUAGGCCGUUUCGAUCCUAACGCGCUCUCCCCCGAGGAAUCACUGCGUAAGCAGGUCGAGAAGGAUCAGGCUGAGCUUGCUAGUCGAGGUAUCGCCAUCAACAAAAGAGCCAUCAUCCUCCCAUCAACCCCACCACAUAUCCGCCGCGGAACAAUCCGCUUCGUUGGCCCCGUGCCAACAAUCCCGACUACCGGUCCUGGCCGCGAACUUGAGGCGAAUGGUCCGCUUCCCGUAGAACUCCAGCCUAUUUGGGUUGGUAUUGAGUUGGAUGAGCCCACUGGGAAGAACGAUGGUAGUGUUGGUGGUCGUCGUUACUUUGAGUGUCUGGAGAAGUGUGGUGCUUUUGUGAAACCUGAGAAGGUUGAGGUGGGCGAUUUUCCUCCUUUGAGUUUGGAUGAUGAGUUGGAUGAGUUGAUGGAGGAGAUCUGA
Penicillium subrubescens is the source of this 837-nucleotide messenger RNA. RefSeq names its product tubulin-folding cofactor B. Gene Ontology annotation, molecular function: alpha-tubulin binding; microtubule plus-end binding. Gene Ontology annotation, cellular component: nucleus; cytoplasm; microtubule plus-end. Bases 1 to 837 code for a protein of 278 amino acids. Lineage: Eukaryota; Fungi; Ascomycota; Eurotiomycetes; Eurotiales; Aspergillaceae. Gene Ontology annotation, biological process: tubulin complex assembly; cytoplasmic microtubule organization; post-chaperonin tubulin folding pathway. The transcript has 3 exons. The record is from RefSeq and is a predicted model, not a curated record.